AUGGUCAACAUCAACUUCCCCGGCUUCAUCGACGUCGCGGCAGAGAACCGCGACGGGCGCCGCAUCCAGGUGCUCGGCGGCAGCAUGGCCCGCUCCGUCAACCGCUUCGACCAGAGCUUCCUCUCCAGCGACUUCCCCCGCAGCCCCCCCAAGCUCUACAUCACCGCCGAGACGGACGAUUUCGACAGCCGCGCCCUGGCCCAGUGGCGCAACGAAGGUUUCGAUGUCGAGUAUCUGCCCAUGGGUAAGGGCGGCUCCGAGUAUUCCGCCAAGCUCCACGAGAUCAGCCGCAGGGAGCUCGGGCCCUGCGAGAGGUUCGGCAUAGUCGCAUAUGGCGACGCGGCAGCAGCAUGCCUGCUGCACUUCCACAACCUCGACAACGACCACGAGCUGCGACUCGGCUGCCUAGUGGCAUACUACCCGGGGCAGAUCCCGGACCCUGAGUCGCGGUAUCCCGGCGGCAUCCAAGUCCUCGUGCAUUUCGCGGGCGGGGAAGUCGGGGUCGUCAAGAGAGCGCAGCUGGCGGGCAUACAGGGCAAGGACCGUGCCCGCGCGCGCCAGAUCGACAGCGGCCUGGGCGUGGGUGGCAGGCUCCUGGGCAUCAAGUACCCUGCGUAUAGCUACGACGCGGAGCCCGGCUUUGCCGAGCACGACCUCAAGGAAUAUGACCCCGUCAGCGCAGAGCUCGCCUGGACGCGCAGCUUGAGCACCGCCAGGAAAGCCUUCCAGAUGGACGCGGAUCUCGAGACCGUCGUCGACACGAAUAUACAGGCCAGUGCAGCCAAGUUCUUCACCCAGGACGUCAAGCAGACCAUGUCGACCUUCACAAAUACCACACCGCACGUCACCCACAUGCCCACGCUCACGGGCGGCAUCGGUGCCAGCGAGCUACAGUCGUUCUACGCUGACUUCUUUGUCAACACCCACCCAGAGACCCUAGAGCUCACUCUGGUCUCCCGGACGAUCGGUGUCGACCGUGUCGUGGACGAGCUGCACGUGUCGUUCAAGCACACAGAGGAGAUGCCGUGGAUUCUGCCCAACGUGCCUCCCACGAACCGCCGUGUCGAGAUCAUGAUUGUCAGCAUCGUGGCCUUCAAGGCGGGCAGGCUACAGCACGAGCACGUGUACUGGGACCAGGCCAGUGUUCUGAUGCAGGUCGGCUUACUGGACCCCAAGCUGUUGCCCGAGAGGGCCAAGGAGAAGGGUGCGACGUCGAUGCCAGUGGUUGGCAAGGAGGCAGCCAGGCGGAUGCUCGGCAAGGAGAAAGACUACGAGCAGGGACAGGCUGAUAAUGAGCUCAUUCCGUCAUUUUGGGGUGACAGCGAGGAUGUGAACAAGGGCAGUCGUGACCAGUCAUCAAAGAAGAAGGGCAAGGAGCCAGCAGGCAAUGACAAGCAGGAUCGGCCAGAGAAUGAGGAGGGGAAUUCCGAUCAUGAGCAGGAUGGCAGGGCAGAGUCUACUUCAGCACUUCCAGACAGGACAAAGGGCAAUGCCGAGGAGGAGGAAUCGCCUAGUGACGAGCAGAACUAG
This is a messenger RNA of Microdochium trichocladiopsis, 1530 nucleotides long. Its product is annotated as dienelactone hydrolase. NCBI's taxonomy places the organism in Eukaryota, Fungi, Ascomycota, Sordariomycetes, Xylariales, Microdochiaceae. The transcript is spliced from 3 exons. The coding region runs from base 1 to 1530 and encodes 509 amino acids. Gene Ontology annotation, biological process: polyketide metabolic process. The record is from RefSeq and is a predicted model, not a curated record.